Molecule: messenger RNA, 3156 nt
Organism: Linum tenue
Lineage: Eukaryota; Viridiplantae; Streptophyta; Magnoliopsida; Malpighiales; Linaceae
Source: the annotation of a GenBank genome assembly
UGCCAUAAUCCCUUUUUAAUAACACAUCAAUUCAAUAGAGAACAGAACAUAAAGACUCCCGAGCCCCCAGGCCGCCGGCGUCGGCCCUGCCUCCGGAACUGCGAUUCGGAUUUCGGUAACUUUAACUCCUUAUCAUCCCCGAUACCGCCGGCGAGAACAGAAUCAGAAUCAGAAAGAGGAUGGGAGACGAUACCACCGGCGAGAAACAGAAUCAGGCGCGUCUCAUCAUCCCCGAUUUCCUCUCCCUUCAAGAGUGCAAGGAAUUGGAAUUCAUUCAUCGGAGCUGCUCCACCGUCGGUUACCGUCCCAACGUCUUCUCCACCACUCUUUCUCACCUCAUCGCCACCAAUUCUCCGCACCUCAUCAUCCCUUUCCUCUCCAUCCGUGACCGCCUGAAAGAAAAGGUCGAGGAGUUCUUCGGCUGCGAGUACGAGCUCUCCGUCGAGUUCACCGGUUUAAUUAGCUGGACUCGAGGCGCAAGCAUCGGCUGGCACACUGAUGACAACAGGCCUUACCUCAAACAGCGUCACUUCACUGCAGUCUGCUAUUUGAACACUUAUGGCCAGGAUUUCAAAGGUGGUCUUUUCCACUUCCGGGAUGGUCACCCGAAUACUCUCGUCCCAGCCGCCGGGGCUGUUUCGAUCUAUACAGCUGAUGAUCGUAACGUUCAUUCGGUGGAUGAGAUAAUUGAAGGAGAAAGACUGACACUUACAAUGUGGUUCAGCCGCGACAGUGCACAUGAUGAAGAUGCCAAACUUAUAUCCCUUCUGUCUUCAAACAUGCCUUGCUCUUCAAGCAAAUCUGAAGAGUUGCUGCUGCCAAGGCCAGCUUCCAGCAAUAUGUACUGGUUUUGUCGGGGUCAAGAGCAGAAUGAAGAAUCAGGGUUUAAUAUAUGUUGUGCAAGGAUUUACGGUGCAGGGUUUGAUAUAUACUCUACCGAAGAACAGUUAUCCUGUUCUGAUUUCUCUGAACUGCUCGAACGACCAUUGCAACUAGCAAGGAGUAAGGUGCUGUUUGAGCAAGAAUUCACCAACAUUUUGCAUGCGCUACAGGUGGUACAAUUUUUGUGGUGGAAGGCCCCUGCGCAAGUGAAUUCUCUGAGAGUUGCAAAAAGGAGGGAGGUAUGGUUACUGUCUGAGUUGCAGCAAGGAAAGAUUGCCUCUCUGAAAUUCAUGUUUGUGAAGGAUAAUGAACUGGCAAAUAAGAUGUUUCGUGAUGAUAGAUGCUAUCUGUACGAAUUCGACUGGACCGAGUUCACUGUUGCUGUCGAUGAACUGGAACACUAUUCUCGUAGACUGCAGAAAGAGUUGGUAAUGAGCUUGCCUCAUUGGCGAACACAACAAAUCAUAUACAAAGUUCCCUUGUAAUGGUCUCGACUUUUGCCACUCUGCAGAACAUGGUACUUCUUUUUCAUACCCCGCUUUUUAUGUCCAUCUCUUAUCAAGCUAGACUGUCAUUUAUUUUUAUUCAUGUGAUGUGUUUAGAUUAGUCUCUUAAUCGAUUAAGAUUAGAACAAGUUACCCUUUCUAAGUGAUAACUAAAAGUCCAUGGAAUUAACUGUAUCAUAGAUGUCAUUCCUAAUUACAGUGAUAAAGUUACAAUGGAAGGCCAGGAUCACGUAGUGAGGGAUACUCGACUGAUAAUAUCGCUGAAUUAGUAACAGUAGUAGUGUGGUUUUGAUGCUACUACAUCCGAGAGACUGACAUUUCUGAUGUGCUCCAUUGAUGCAGGACUUCACCGUCGAUGCCAUAAUAAACAACACGAACUUCAUCCGACGAGAUCUGAAGCGUCAUGAACCCCUGACCAUCAUAGUAGAACUUCAUCUCCUUGGGAUCCCAUGAGCUAACGUCACCUUUCCACGCUUUCGACCCUGCCCCACUGGUGAGAAACUGAAGCUUGGUCCGGCUGCUGCUGAUAUGCUCCAGGCAGUGGUCAUGCCCAUUCACGUACAGAUCCACAUCGUGUGCCUCCAAGAUGGGCAGCAGCUGAGCCUCCAGCUCGACCGUGUUGCCAUGGUGGCCCGCGCUCUUGAUCGUGUGAUGCCCCACCACGAUCUUCCACCUUGCCUUCGACGACCUGAGAGCAGAGUCCAGGUCAGCCAGGAGGUUGGACAGGUAGGUAGCUCGGUCAGGGAGUAGGCCGCUCCAGUCGUAGACGUGGUCCUCCGGGUCGGUGAAGUACUUGUCGGAGAAGGGCGUGGUGUCGACGAAGAAGAACUCGGCCAGCUUGGUGUCGAGAAUGAAGGAUCUAAUGCAGAGCCAUCUGGGGUCCUUCUCUUGUAGGGUUGUGCUCAGUUGUGCUUCUACGUUGCCUCUGUAGUCGUGGUUCCCCAAAACUGGAAUCAUGCAUGCGGUUACUAGGUUAAAAAAAAGAAAAGGAUUCACCUAGUCGAACUUUUUUACUGCUAUUAUGGGGGAUGAAACAAGCCAGGGAGGAGGGGUAAAUUAGUUACCGUUGUACCACUGCUUCUGCAGGCUGGGUGCUGUGUAGAUGUCUGCAAAUGAAUGGUAAAAAUUGGGGUCGUGAACUCCUGUUAAUCCGUCGUCGUAGAAGUUAUCCCCGGUUGAUAUCACGAAGUCGAUUUUUACUGCCUCUGCAGUUACCCCCAUCUGUGUGGCAACUUGAGUUUGGUUGUAGGCUCCUUUCCUGCCCCAGUCGCCGACCACCAACACGGCCAGGGAUCCGUCGCCGUUGCCGGCCUUGAAGUACUUCGAACCGCUGUGCUCCAGCCGCGGCAGCUCCGCCACCGCCGCCGCUGCCAUGAACCAUACAACGGACAACACGACGGCCACCCUCAUCUUGUUGAUGGUCGAGAGGCCACCACGAGAAGAAGCUACUCGUUGUUGUGGAUGGUGGUGGGACAUGGUGACCACACACAGAAGGAGAGAAAAAAAAGGAAGGAUAGGAAAUCAACUGAUUUAGGUGACAACGGCGCCUAACCUCUUCUAUUAUAUAUAUUUACACACUGCACGCGGAACACACCAAAGUGGGUAGGGAGGAAAGUGACAUUUUUUCCGAUUCACGUCAAAACCAAUUAAACAAAAUGGUGUCCGGUGAUUUCUGUUGAUCGAUGUGACUUGAAUCGGACUAUCUUGUUAACGACUGGAUGUUAUGGGGUCUCUGUAAUCUGUAUAUCUUUGAAGUAGUAUAGUGAAA